AUGUAUCUGUGCGGAUCAGUGGUGUACAAGGAUGCGGAAGUACUCUCAUUGAACUGUUUUGCGUGCAUUUCUCAUCUUUCCCUCUCGUCUCCAUACUUAGGUUCGGGGCGAUGUGCGGUUCGUCGUAGCUGGUUGUGGGUGUGUGCCGAUAUCGUCGCCCCGAGACGAUGGCCUCCACUGCCACUGCCUCCGCUGCCGUCACCGUGGCUGAACUGCUUGAGCAGGUUUAUUGAUUGGUACGAAACACUCAGUUACGAGCCACUGGUGGGUCGCAGGAAGCGCUCAUCGCUGGAUGGCUCCUACACACCCCUUCAUCUUCGAUUCACUUCUCACAACAGGUCAUUCCACUUAAUUCUUCGCUCACUGGACGAAAAUUCUGAUGUAUUCAGCGAUAGCUUUGUUUUUGAUGUCGACGGACGACAUGAGCAUGUACCGGUGAAAGAUUUCGUUGUGCAUGGCCAUGACAAAAAUGAUCCGCAUUCCACGCUGUACGGUUCGUUUCGCGACGGAAUAUUCGAGGGCCACAUCAUUUACGGUGAUGGCGAAUCGUACACUGUCGACAGAGUGGACCGGUAUUUACAUUGGAAUCGUAGGCCCAAACAUUUCCAUUCCAUUAUUUACUCAGGUUCGUGA
Molecule: messenger RNA, 633 nt
Organism: Gongylonema pulchrum
Lineage: Eukaryota; Metazoa; Nematoda; Chromadorea; Rhabditida; Gongylonematidae
Source: the annotation of a GenBank genome assembly